AUGUAUGAAAUAAUGAAGCAUGUUCAGAGACUUGCAGAUUAUCUUGAUAAGAAUUCAGUUACAGUCAGCAACAGCAGCAGCAGCAAUGAGAAAUUUGAUAACAGUGAUAAUUCUCUUCUCAUCUCUCUCACUGAUACUUCUACUACUGCUGUUGAUUCUUUCUCUUCUUUCUUCUUCAAUCUUUCAACUUCAGUUGAUUCUCUGGCUAUGAGCAGCACUGAAACUCUCAACAUUCUUGAUGAAAAAUUCUCUGAAAUAAAUGUUGAUGUGGAUAUGACAGGAAAUGAUGAUAAUGAUAUAGAGAUGAUUCAGAGAAUCUGGGAGGAAUUACAGGGGAACAUGACAGAUUUUCAAUAG
This is a messenger RNA of Blastomyces dermatitidis ER-3, 357 nucleotides long. RefSeq lists its product as uncharacterized. The coding region runs from base 1 to 357 and encodes 118 amino acids. The record is from RefSeq and is a predicted model, not a curated record. The transcript is spliced from 2 exons. NCBI's taxonomy places the organism in Eukaryota, Fungi, Ascomycota, Eurotiomycetes, Onygenales, Ajellomycetaceae.